CUUUUUUUAUUUUCCUUUUUUUUUUUUUUUUUUUGCUUGUGGCGUGUGGUGGUUAGAAACUUGGCUUGCUCGCCCCUACUUUCUGAAGGAAGAGGCUGUGAGAAACCCCUAGUAAUCUAUGCCAGCAAUUAUGACAAUGUUAGCAGACCAUGCAGCUCGUCAGCUGCUGGAUUUUAACCAGAAACUGGAUAUCAAUCUCUUGGACAAUGUGGUGAACUGCCUGUACCAUGGAGAAGGUGCACAGCAAAGAAUGGCACAAGAAGUGUUGACUCACUUAAAAGAACAUCCUGAUGCGUGGACAAGAGUUGAUACAAUUUUGGAGUUCUCUCAGAACAUGAAUACCAAAUAUUAUGGACUGCAAAUCUUGGAAAAUGUGAUAAAAACAAGAUGGAAGAUUCUUCCAAGGAACCAGUGCGAAGGUAUUAAAAAAUACGUUGUUGGCCUAAUUAUCAAGACCUCAUCUGACCCAACGUGUGUAGAAAAAGAGAAAGUGUAUAUUGGGAAACUGAAUAUGAUUCUUGUUCAGAUCUUGAAACAGGAGUGGCCCAAGCACUGGCCCACGUUCAUCAGCGACAUCGUGGGGGCCAGCAGGACCAGUGAGAGCCUCUGCCAGAACAACAUGGUCAUCCUCAAACUGCUCAGUGAAGAAGUCUUUGAUUUUUCCAGUGGCCAGAUUACUCAAGUAAAAGCUAAGCAUUUGAAAGACAGCAUGUGCAAUGAAUUCUCUCAGAUAUUUCAGCUGUGUCAGUUUGUGAUGGAAAACUCCCAAAACGCUCCCUUAGUCCAUGCAACUUUGGAAACUUUGCUACGAUUUCUGAACUGGAUUCCUCUGGGAUAUAUAUUUGAGACCAAGUUAAUCAGCACACUAAUAUACAAGUUCUUAAAUGUUCCCAUGUUUCGCAAUGUCUCUUUGAAGUGCCUCACAGAGAUUGCAGGUGUCAGUGUAAGCCAGUAUGAAGAACAGUUUGUAACACUUUUUACACUGACCAUGAUGCAGUUAAAACAGAUGCUUCCUUUAAAUACCAAUAUCCGACUUGCAUACUCCAAUGGAAAAGAUGAUGAACAGAACUUCAUUCAGAAUCUCAGUUUGUUCCUCUGCACGUUCCUCAAGGAGCAUGGUCUACUUAUAGAGAAAAGGUUAAAUCUGAGGGAAACACUAAUGGAGGCUCUUCAUUACAUGUUGUUGGUAUCAGAAGUUGAAGAAACUGAAAUUUUCAAGAUUUGUCUGGAAUAUUGGAACCAUUUAGCUGCUGAGCUCUACAGAGAGAGCCCGUUCUCCACGUCGGCGUCGCCGCUGCUGUCGGGGAGCCAGCACUUCGAUGUCCCUCCAAGGAGACAGCUUUAUUUGCCUGUUCUGUCCAAGGUUCGAUUGCUCAUGGUGAGCCGCAUGGCCAAGCCUGAAGAAGUCCUGGUGGUGGAGAAUGACCAAGGGGAGGUGGUUCGGGAGUUCAUGAAGGACACGGAUUCCAUAAACUUGUAUAAAAACAUGAGAGAAACCUUGGUUUAUCUCACACAUCUGGACUAUGCAGACACAGAAAGAAUUAUGACUGAGAAGCUUCACAAUCAGGUGAAUGGGACAGAGUGGUCCUGGAAGAACCUGAACACGCUGUGCUGGGCCAUCGGCUCCAUCAGCGGCGCCAUGCACGAGGAGGAUGAGAAGAGGUUCCUGGUCACAGUGAUCAAGGAUCUCCUGGGACUCUGCGAACAAAAGCGAGGGAAGGACAAUAAAGCCAUUAUUGCAUCAAAUAUAAUGUAUAUAGUAGGUCAAUACCCACGGUUUUUGAGAGCUCACUGGAAAUUUUUGAAGACAGUAGUCAACAAACUGUUUGAAUUUAUGCAUGAAACCCACGAUGGUGUCCAGGACAUGGCUUGUGAUACCUUCAUAAAAAUAGCACAGAAAUGCCGCCGACACUUUGUCCAGGUCCAGGUGGGAGAGGUCAUGCCAUUUAUUGAUGAAAUCCUGAACAAUAUUAACACAAUCAUCUGUGACCUUCAGCCACAACAGGUGCACACAUUUUACGAAGCAGUUGGAUACAUGAUUGGGGCACAGACAGACCAGACUGUGCAGGAGCAUCUGAUAGAAAAGUACAUGUUGCUGCCCAACCAGGUGUGGGACAGCAUCAUUCAGCAGGCAACAAAGAAUGUUGAUAUUCUAAAGGAUCCUGAAACAGUUAAGCAGCUUGGUAGCAUUCUGAAAACCAAUGUACGAGCAUGUAAAGCAGUUGGCCACCCCUUUGUGAUUCAGCUUGGAAGAAUUUAUUUAGAUAUGCUGAAUGUGUACAAGUGCCUAAGUGAAAAUAUUUCUGCAGCUAUUCAGGCUAAUGGUGAAAUGGUAACAAAGCAGCCCUUGAUUAGAAGUAUGAGGACUGUAAAAAGGGAAACUUUAAAGUUAAUUUCUGGCUGGGUGAGCAGGUCCAAUGAUCCGCAGAUGGUAGCUGAGAACUUUGUUCCUCCGUUGUUGGAUGCCGUUCUCAUCGACUACCAGCGGAACGUGCCGGCGGCGCGCGAGCCCGAGGUGCUCAGCACCAUGGCCAUCAUUGUCAACAAGCUGGGGGGACACAUCACUGCUGAAAUACCUCAGAUCUUCGAUGCUGUCUUUGAGUGCACAUUAAACAUGAUCAACAAGGACUUUGAAGAAUAUCCUGAACAUAGAACAAACUUCUUCUUGCUACUUCAAGCUGUAAAUUCUCACUGCUUCCCAGCCUUCCUGGCCAUUCCACCUGCACAGUUCAAACUUGUCCUGGAUUCUAUUAUUUGGGCUUUCAAACACACAAUGAGAAACGUUGCAGAUACAGGACUGCAGAUCCUUUACACCCUGCUGCAGAACGUGGCGCAGGAGGAGACGGCUGCCCAGAGCUUCUAUCAGACCUAUUUCUGUGACAUCCUCCAGCACAUCUUCUCCGUGGUCACAGACACCUCCCACACUGCAGGUUUGACAAUGCAUGCGUCAAUCCUUGCCUACAUGUUCAACUUGGUAGAAGAGGGAAAGAUAAGUACUCCUUUAAACCCUGGCAACCCAGUGAACAACCAAAUGUUUAUUCAGGAGUAUGUGGCUAAUCUCCUCAAAUCUGCAUUUCCUCACCUGCAAGAUGCCCAGGUUAAGCUGUUCGUAACAGGACUCUUCAGUUUAAACCAGGAUAUUCCUGCCUUCAAGGAACACCUAAGGGAUUUUCUGGUCCAAAUCAAGGAAUUUGCAGGUGAAGACACAUCAGACUUGUUCUUGGAGGAGAGAGAAACAGCCCUUCGGCAGGCUCAAGAGGAGAAGCAUAAACUUCAGAUGUCUGUACCUGGCAUCCUUAAUCCACAUGAAAUUCCCGAGGAGAUGUGCGAUUAAACAAAAAUAAAACAAGUUUUGCGGUUUUCUUUCUGUACAGCUACUUUGUUGUGAUAGAAGAAAACAGCACUUGGAUAUUUGUUGACCAAAAUGAUGCCAAUUUGUAAAUUAAAAUGUCACCUAGUGGCCCUUUUUCUUAUGUGUUUUUUGUAUAAGAAAUUUUCUGUGAAAUAUCCUUCCAUUGUUUAAGCUUUUGUUUGGUCAUCUUUAUUUAGAUUUGCAUGAAGUUGAAAAUUAAGGCAUUUUCAAAGUAAUUACUUCAUGCCCAUUUUGUGGCUAAGGGGAAAAUAGGCAAAGCGUAACUUGUAAAAGACUAUAUUGCAAAAUAAUACAAUUUCCUGUCAGAGUAUCGAUUUUUAAUUUGGAGUCAUUUUCUUUCUAGUCUGUCCUGCAGUCUAGGAGAAAAGGUAAAGAGUAAAGCAGACAGAAUUAAUUGUUAAGCAGAGGAUUCUAGUGCUGCGUUUGUUCUGAUCAGUUAGCAGCUUUCUGGACUGAGUGGUAAGGCUAUAGGCUACGUGUAUUUGCAAGUUGUAUGGCAAGUUUGCAGCAAGAUCAUGUGCAUAUCAUCCCAUUGUAAAGCAACUUCUAAAGAGUAUGGGAACACAGUACAGUUAGUUAUUUUUACACAGUUCUUUUGUUUUUGUGUGUGUGCUGUCGCGUUGUCGACAACAGCUUUUUGUUUUCCUCAAUGAGGAGUGUUGCUCAUUUGUGAGCCUUCAUUAACUCGAAGUGAAAUGGUUAAAAUAUUUAUCCUGUUAGAAUAGGCUGCAUCUUUUUAACAACUCAUAAAAUAAAAAAAAAAAACUGGCUUUUGAGAUGACUUAUACUAAUUUACAUUGUUUACCAUGCUGUAGUGCUUAAAGAACACUACUUAAGAGCAAAAUAAACUUGGUUUACAUUUAU
This is a messenger RNA of Camarhynchus parvulus, 4237 nucleotides long. It is a transcript of the gene XPO1, whose product is annotated as exportin 1. Gene Ontology annotation, biological process: ribosomal small subunit export from nucleus; protein export from nucleus; ribosomal large subunit export from nucleus. Lineage: Eukaryota; Metazoa; Chordata; Aves; Passeriformes; Thraupidae. Gene Ontology annotation, cellular component: cytoplasm; nucleus. The transcript is spliced from 25 exons. The record is from RefSeq and is a predicted model, not a curated record. Gene Ontology annotation, molecular function: small GTPase binding; nuclear export signal receptor activity. The coding region runs from base 119 to 3334 and encodes 1071 amino acids.